Messenger RNA from Gilbertella persicaria, 7671 nucleotides. RefSeq lists its product as uncharacterized. The transcript has 3 exons. Bases 1 to 7671 code for a protein of 2556 amino acids. The record is from RefSeq and is a predicted model, not a curated record. Lineage: Eukaryota; Fungi; Mucoromycota; Mucoromycetes; Mucorales; Choanephoraceae.
AUGAAUAAUGUCCAAACAAAUGAUUCUUCAGCAGCAACAUCCUCAAAUAAUGACAAAAACAUAACAGCACCUAUGUUUGAACUCACUGGUAUUCAUGGUCGAAUUACGCUAGACAAUGUAUAUCUGAAUGGCCUUCAUGCACUUCGACGCCUUGAACUACGCAAUCUUUCGGACCAGUCGAUUCUAAUCAAAAUAAGAUCCAAUUUGCGCAACCAAAUUGCUUUUCAGUUAGAAAAUGAAAAUAUGCGCAAUGUGCCAGAUACAUUUGAAACAACCAACACUGUCGGCUGGUCUUGUGAAGCUGAAAAAUACCCUUUCAAUCAAUUGUUUAACCUGAUCAAUCAUAUUGACGAAAUCGAAUUGGGGCCAGGUCAAUGUAGACCCAUUGUGCUAGCCUUUUUGCCUGAAAGACCUGAUAGUGCAGAUAACGAAGAUGAUUUUGAUAUGUCAGUGACGGACGAUAGUUCAGAAACAUUCAGUAUGUUUAAUGUCACGGGUAGUCUGUUCUUUUUUGGUUAUUACAACCCAAUGCCUUCUGUAGAAGACGGUUCAAAAGAUGUGUUGUCGACUUCUAGUUUAGCAGACUAUCAGCUCUCAGUCAAAUUCCGAGCAAGUGUAUGUCAGUCAGCCUUGUGGACAGACGCUGCAGAGACAGGCCUCAAUUUUGACGAUUGUGUCUUGGGUGAAACAUAUUCAAAGGACUUUGUCAUACAAAACAGGUCUGAAAUUGAUCUGUAUUGGCUAUUGAACACCAUUGAUCUCUCGAAAUCAGACUGGUUACAGUUCAUAGAUGCUGAAACUAACGAACUUCUUGGCGAUAAACCCAUUUCCAGCUAUUCUAGCAAGCAAAUACGACUGCUGUUUAUGCCUAAAGAAGUAGGCGAAUUUAACUAUGAUCUUCAACUCGAGAAUGCAAAUGAUACACGUAAUGUCAUACAAAUGAAAAUACAUGCCACUGUUCGAUCUGUGCUCAGAAAGGAAACACUCAUUGUGAGCAGUGGCAAUGUGGUCGACUUUGGCGACUGCGUUUCUGGCAGUUGGGCUAUUCAACAGAUUGUGUUAAAUAAUGUCAGCGAAUCACCCGUAGAGAUACGAUUUAUACCAGAAGGUGCGGAAGUGAUCUUUGACAUCAAACAAGACACGACUGUCAUGGAGAACAACAACACAGUCACUGAACGUACAGAGGCCAAUACUCGACUUCAUUCGAUGCGACGUAAGUUUAGUCAUAAUGGGAAUAGUCGCACAGCAGGCUUCAACACACCUGCUACCACGCAUACGACUUUCAGCGAAUUAUCAGCGCCUAACAGUGAAUUAAGUUCAAGGUCCACUUCACCUACGCCUAUUCGUACUCAAAACAUAGAUCAUGAGAGCCCUUAUUCGCCCUUCUUGAUAUCCGAAUCACCUAUCAACUCACGUAUUCAAUUCCCUUCACAGCCACCAACUAUACCUGAAGACUCUGACUCAGAUAUUGGUUUAGGAUUAAUGUGUGUAGAUGGUAGCAUGUUUACUGAAACAAGUUCAGUGUCUGAGAGUGUUGCUGCUACUACUGCUGCUGCUAAUGUUACUGCUGGUACUUCUACUACUACUGCUGCUGCUGCUGCUGCAGGAACACUUGUACCACUCAGUACAGCAGAAAGUUACACUCGUAUUGAAGAUUUGUUGCUCAAGCCAGGUACCGAACGUGUGAUUCAAGUCUCUUAUCGCCCUCAAAAAGACGUCUCAAUCAAUGACUUUAAUGCGGGUCAGCUUAUUCGCCGAAACUUUCGUAUCUUGCUAGAAUACGGCACGUUUCGAACAGAAGAACCCAAGGAGAGAAAAGUGAUACAGUGUAAAGCAAGAACAUGUACUUCCUUUGUCGAAGUGAUUCCUAAAGUGAUUAAUUUCGGUGAUACAGAUGUCGGAACACUCAAAUCACUGCCUAUCAAUAUUUUUAAUCGCUCAGACAUUCUGGCACGUGUGGAGCUUCAGUUUAGUUCCAAGGUGCUCAACUGUUUGCGGGGAGAAAUCACAAUUCAGCCUAGAAGUUAUGUAGAGCUGAAGCUUGACUUGUACCCUCGUAAAGUCAAUCCUGAUUAUCGCAAGCAGAUCACCUUAGUCAACUUUUUAAACAAGGACAACGAUCAAAUUAUUGAAGUCCAUAGUACCAAUAUCGAUAAAAACAGAGUAACGUUCCAUUCUUUAUUUUAUCGUAUUCUUACGGCUACGGGUGCCAAUUUCUUGGACUUUGGCUCGAUUGCUCUCAACUCUCCCUCGCUUCGUACUUUUACCGUGGAAAACAUUCGAGAUAAACCAUUGUCUUUGGAGAUCACCACGUCUUUACCCGAAGAUAUUGCGAUUUAUACGAGAAACAAGAACAGAAAGACAGAGCAUGCCAAUGCCACUGCAUCUAUUACACCCACAGCGACAACAGCAUCUACCACUGCUUCUUCUGCAGCACUAAAUACAGCGUUUGCCAUCACGACAUCGUCUUCUUUGUCCAAAUUAUCCAAUUCAAUUACUGCUGAAUCGAUUGAAAAAGGUGAUGCUGUUGCUGAUAUACCCCCUACUCUCUCUUCAACAGCGCCAUCCAGCAAGCGAAGAAGGUCAAAGCUACUAUUAGAAUCCAUCAGUAACCGACGUAAACCUGCUGUUGAUACCACGACUUUGGAAUCAGAAGCGACAAACACACGGCGUACAUCGGACACAAAGAACGAUUUGAUGGUAGCAAGACGGUUCCGCCACUCUGUGCAACAGCUCAAGAUGGGCCAAACGCACUCUUCUACAGCGUAUUUGGACCUUGCUUUACCACCUUUGCAUUCGCUCAAGUCCUAUCGAAAGAAAAUGGUUCAAAUCAAAUCGGACCCUAACUUUUUGCACAAAGACGAAAAAGACCUCAAGAAGGACAAGACAGAAAGAAAACAAGGAUCAAAAAAGACAAUGACUCUUACCAGUCCUUCUUCAGUACCUGUUGCCAAUGAAUCAGGUCUGGAAAUAACGACUACCAGUCGACUUGAAAACCAAAACAGGCAUCACAAUUAUGGCACACGAAAUGCUAAAACAAAGCGAUCGUUGGGUAUCACAGCAGCUCGGUACAAAUCAAGAAAGAACUUGGACUGGUCUGACAUUGCCGGUAAAUCACGCGUGCCUUUUGAAGAUUUGAUAUCUGUGCUUGAACAUGGAUCGAAAGCAUCUCCUCCUUUGUUCCCCAAACAGUCUGCUGAAGAGCAGUUUGUUCGGUAUCAAUUAGCUUGGCGUCGUGAACUCGGUCGUCUUGUAGAAAAGGGUAUUCUUGUACGUACUUCCAUGGUUGACGUGGAUCCAAAGGGGGAAGAAGAAGUUGUUGUGGUGAUCACACCUUGUGGGACUACAAAACCACAUAUACAAUCUGCUCCUAAAAAACAAGAUGCGCGCAUCUUUUUACGCCUGGUUCAAUUUGAUCGUGAUAUUGAACAAACAGAAUUUGAAAACUUGUUGGACCUUAGUCAGACGGAUAUUCCUGUCCGAGAAGUCAUUGUUCGUUCUCAGUUAUGUCGAUCUGUGAUGGAUUUAGGGCAGAAGAAUAUCAAUUUUGGUCUGGUGGAGCGAAAUGAACGCCAUGCAAAGACAAUUGUGCUGCAUAAUCGUAGUGAAACACCCUUGUUGUAUGCCAUUCGUAAAUCAGGCUCUAUUGCUUCUGGUGAUAUUGAUUUAGACGUGGGUCGAUAUGGUGUUGUCAGAUCUUAUGGUAAACGUGAGGUCGAGUUUGUGUUUGAACCUACUCUGUCUGGUCCAUUUAUGGAGAAAUUGAUUAUUGAAAACAUACGAGACCGUACCAAUGACCAAGUGUUGUUGUUGAAGGCUCAGGUACGAAAGCCUUCUACAUUCUUGAUCAAAUCAUUAGAAAUGUCCUUUGGUCAAUGUGUCAUCGACCAACCAUGCGAACGUACUGAAACCAUCAUUUUGACAAAUACAAACAAGCAAUCACGUAUGUUUGAAGUGCGAGUCGAUCCUAAUGAAGUCAGUUUUGGUCGUUAUUAUGCAGAAUUCGAAUUUGAUGUCAAGGAGGAUGAUACCAACACAAUCUCCAAAGAAGCAGAAGAAGAGAUUGAAAAUCUAGAGCAGAAGCUAAAGAUUGCUCGACGCAAGGCUCAGCCUGACAAAGUCAAAAAAUAUCUUCGAAAAUUGGCCAAACUCAAGAAUCUAGAUGAAGAAAAGGCAGAGUCAAAUGCUGAUGUUGGCAAUCCAGAAGAAGCUGAUACCAAAACAGUAGAGCAGGAAGAUUCUAAUGGCGAUAAUGUAGCUUCACUGACUGCAAGCAACGUCGUGUUUAAAAAGACAUCUGAAAGUGUGGUGUUUCCUCUGGAUCCUCAUGCUUCAAAGACAAUCAGCGUAACAUUUAAGCCUGUAUUGAGACCUUUUCAAACAGAACAAGUGGAAGACAAUCGCAAUCCUUGCGAACCUAUCUCUGUCAAAGGCCGCAUCUUGGUUCAUGAAUACAAAAACACGGAUGUUUGUAAAAGUAUUGUCUAUACCGCUGAGGUCUAUACAGAUGAAGGUGCUUAUAUUGAUGCUUUGUCUGUUGAAAAUGAUGGAGAAAAUACGGUUCCUACUACUGCUGCUACUGCUGCUGCUGUUGCUGUUGCUACCCAUGCACCAUCUACUGCUACUACAACUACUGCGAAUACUACUGCUACGACUAGCGCCGUUGCUGCUGAUACAGUUGAUGCUUCUACCGCCCAUGCCCUCAAACUGGAACGAGACUUCUUUGAUGGUGGUCGUAUUGAAUUGAAUCAGAGUGCUGUGUUUUAUGUCAAGGUGACAAACGAAUCUGACGAGCCUGUUAGUUUCGACUUUGUUGAGACUGAACAACCUUCUGUCUUUGAUUUUGAUGCGUGCGACGAAGCUAAAGAAUUGCAGCCUGGUGAAACCAAAAAGAUUCGCUAUGGCAUUUUACCUCAACAAGUGGGUAAGCAACAAUACAUGUUUUUGUUAAGAAACAAUCGUACGGGAUCACUGCAGCCAUUUACAACGCAAUGUUUGGUUUAUCACAACCAAUAUUUGGACUUCCCUUCGUUAGCCGAUGAAGCCAAUGGUGUGCUUGAUUUGGGCUUUUCAUAUGUAGAUCCAGGAAGCAAGUACUCACAAGUAACUCCCUUGUUGGUUGAGAACACGUCAGGACAAGAUAUCUUUAUUACCUGUCAGAGUAAUUUGUCACAUCAAGUGCUGAUUUUCAUGGACGAAGCAGGUGAACGUGGUCUUGUGGACAUGAUGCCAUUAAAGCGUGGUUGUAUGGCGACUGUAUGGGUAGCAGUUCAACCUAAUCUAUUGACAGGCUACCUUGGUAGCUCUGCUGAUAAGUGCCGUGAACUUGUAGGUGGUAUCAAGUUUUCAAUUUAUGAAAAGCCAGAAGAACCAAAAGACCAAAAAAAUGAUGAAGAGGGCAUGCUUCUGAUGCUUACACAAACUGUCAAGUUUACUUCUAUCAUUGGACAAUCUCAUCUUGAAGUAUCAGAUCGUGUCAUCAACUUGGGAUACACUGAUUUGUUGCAAAAAGAGUUUUAUGGUGCUUUCACUAUCAAGAACAAGUCGGGUGAAUUGCCCUUGGACUAUGAAGUAGAGUGUGCUACUGGCAAUAUUGAACUAGAUCGUCGUGGUGGUACUUUGAAUGGUUGGCGGGGUCUUAAAACAAGAAGGGAUACAGAUAUCGAGUAUUUGAAUACAGAGCGAAAAGGCAGUGUUGCUAGUCUAAGCAUACCAGGCUCAGAUGCAGAUGCACGCCGUGGUUCUUUUGAUGAUUUAGCUACAGUAGCUGCUACCUCCUUGACUCAAAUUACUUUUCGAAUUAAUGCUUAUCGCCAUGGUCUUUUGAACGAAAAGUUGAUUGUGACCAACAAGAGAAACAGUCAAGAAGUCUUUGUGAUUGAUGUUCGUCUGUUUGUGGAUAGCAAAAAACUAGAUGCUUGGUCCCUACCUUCCAAAAAGAUGCUACGUAGUCCUUUAUUGACUCAACAGAGUGGCUAUAUGGAAGAUGAUCAAACAGAACACCGUGAAGCAGACCCCUUACCUAUGAUUAAAUGGGAAAGUCUUUACAUUUGUCCUGCUCCUGAACAAAUUGACCAAGAGACUAGUUUGCAACUGAUGGAGCUACCAGAACAAGAUGCUACACGUCUUUAUGUACGUGAAAUUGAUGUGGCUAACACGUCUGGCCAACCUAUGCAACUGGUUGUGAUGAGUGACAUUGAUAUCACGGCAGGUUUUGCUGUGGAUGAAGAAAAAGUGAAGGAUGCCAUUACCGAACAUAACGAAGGGCUCUUUGUUCAACGUAGUGGUCAACUCUCUUUACAGCCAGGUCAACGUAUCCGUGUUCGACUUCAUAGUCCAUCUGCUGAAAAAUUGGACGAAGAAGGUCGUUCUCUUGCACUUCAAGGCAAGAAUGGCUCACUCAAGGGUAUGAUGGUACUGUAUGAUGCGCGCCAAAACCUAGAAGUACUCGCAUUAGAACUAGAAGCUCUCUUUUGUGUCUCUCACACUGAGUUACUGGUGGACCAUAUUGAUUUAGGCAAGAUUGGUCAUAGUACGUCUUACAAACCAGCCCGUUUUGAGUUUCAUAUCAGCAAUAUGGCAGAUGUGCCUGCUACAUAUGAAAUUCAUGCACCCAACUUUAUCAACUUUACGCCUUUGGAUCGUAAUGGUGUUGCGAUCAAGCAAAAGAUGUUUUAUAUUCCUUCUCGCAAGACACAACGCGUGGAAGGUAUGCUUAUACCCAACGAAAUGCCUGAUCAAACUUCUGGUAUUCAACGGUACAGUGUCCGUAUUGAUAACUUACGCAACAACACAAAUACAAUGCAUCUCCAUCUCAAGUGGUUAAUGACAGUGUUUGAAUUGCGCUUUGAGCGGUUAUCGAGCAAUGGGGAACUUGUAUUGCCUACACUUCACCAUCCUAUUGCUUUGCAGAAUGCUUCAUGUGAUAACUGGUUUGUGGUUCAUAACAAGACAGAUGAUGAUUUACGGUUUGAAAUUGGUGCUGAUAUUACACCUGAACUCAGUCCAUUUGUGAAUUUGGAUGUACUGUCUCGCUAUACAAAUUCACCGCUCAAGGGUGAUAUUGCUAUUGGUCCUCAAGGCAGCAUUGAAGUCAGAGUGAGAGCUUCGCCUAAUGAAAUGUCUCGAUUGCCUCGUCAUCGCCCUGAACUGACAGAUGCCUCAGGUAUUAUCAUGGCCAAAUUAUGGGUUACUACUUGCCCUAUAGAAGAAGACGAAGAAGAAUCAAGAUCAAGAGAGGUGAUUCCUGUUCGCUGUAUGUUGGAAGAAACAUCUACGUUUGCUCUUAGUGAACGUCGUUUAGAUUUCAAGCUAGUGACUUAUUAUCAAGACAACAGCACAGAGACUAAUCUUACGAAUGCUGUAUGUAUGCCAGAGAGCUGUCCCCUCACCAUCAUCAACCAUGCUGCCAAAGUACCUCUUCGCUUCCAGAUUACAAUAGAAGGUCCUGCAGAGUUCCCUGCUCAUGAAAUUGUGAUGAUUUCUGGCUUAGAUCAAGACAUGAGAGGCAUAGUGGAUCCUGGCAGCACACUCACACUCUCCAUUGCUAUUUCAAAUGCUAAAGAAAGUAUGCCUGGACAACUCAAAGUUCAUGUGGAUGAUUUAGAUGCUCUAGGCGAAUUAAGACAGACAGUCUCUAUUUAUUUAACAGAAAUUGUAUGGGAUUUGUAA